Elephantulus edwardii (Cape elephant shrew) is the source of this 840-nucleotide messenger RNA. RefSeq names its product leucine rich repeat containing 10 (gene LRRC10). The record is from RefSeq and is a predicted model, not a curated record. Gene Ontology annotation, molecular function: protein binding. Bases 1 to 840 code for a protein of 279 amino acids. The transcript has a single exon. Lineage: Eukaryota; Metazoa; Chordata; Mammalia; Macroscelidea; Macroscelididae.
AUGGGGAACAUCGUCAGGUCCCUUGUGGCCUUCAUUCCCACGGACCGCUGCCAGAACUACGUGGUGGGCGACCUCCGGGAGAUGCCGCUGGACAAGAUGGUGGAUCUCAGUGGGAACCAGCUGCGCCGCUUCCCCGGACACGUGUGCUCCUUUAGGGAGCUGGUCAAGCUCUACCUGAGUGACAACCACCUCAACAGUCUGCCUCCGGAGCUGGGCCAGCUGCAGAACCUGCAAAUCCUCGCCUUGGAUUUCAACAACUUCAAGACUCUGCCCCAGGUGGUGUGUACCUUGAAGCAGCUCUGUAUCCUCUAUCUGGGUAACAACAAACUGUGUGACCUUCCCAGUGAGCUGAGCCUGCUUCAGAACCUCCAGACCCUGUGGAUCGAGGCCAACUGCCUCACCCAGCUGCCAGAUGUGGUCUGUGAGCUGAGCCUCCUCAAGACUCUGCACGCGGGUUCCAAUGCUCUGCGCCUGCUGCCAGGGCGGCUGCAGCGUCUCCAGGAGCUGAGGACCAUCUGGCUCUCAGGCAAUCAGCUGACCGACUUCCCCCCAGUGCUGCUACACAUGCCCUAUCUGGAGGUGAUCGAUGUGGACCGGAACAGUAUCCAUUACUUCCCCAGUCUGGCCCACCUGUCAAGCCUUAAGUUGGUCAUCUAUGACCACAAUCCUUGCAGAAACGCACCCAAGGUGGCCAAAGGUGUGCGCCGUGUGGGAAGGUGGGCAGAGGACACGCCAGAGCCUGACCCCAGGAAAGCCAGGCGCUAUGCGCUGACAAACGAAGAACUCCCAGAGCAGCAACCGCCUGCCUCACCUCCUCCGAUUGCUCUUAUCAAUUCCUGA